AGGGUUUCAAUUAUUAAUAAUAACAUCGACUUCGUCUUUCUCGUUUCUCUCUCUCUCUCGCGGAUCAGAUCUCUCGAAAUCGAUCGAUAAUGGCGUCAACCUUCAGCGGCGAUGAAACAGCUCCGUUCUUUGGCUUCUUGGGGGCCGCGGCAGCCCUAGUAUUUUCCUGUAUGGGGGCGGCGUACGGGACGGCCAAGAGCGGCGUCGGUGUGGCGUCGAUGGGUGUGAUGAGACCGGAGCUGGUGAUGAAGUCUAUUGUGCCCGUGGUCAUGGCUGGUGUUUUGGGUAUUUAUGGCUUGAUUAUUGCUGUGAUUAUUAGUACGGGUAUUAACCCUAAGGCCAAGUCCUACUACUUGUUUGACGGCUACGCUCACCUUUCUUCUGGACUCGCCUGCGGUCUCGCUGGACUUGCUGCUGGUAUGGCUAUCGGAAUCGUCGGAGAUGCUGGUGUCAGAGCGAAUGCACAACAACCAAAGCUCUUUGUCGGAAUGAUCCUUAUCCUCAUUUUUGCUGAAGCACUGGCUCUUUAUGGUCUUAUUGUCGGUAUCAUCCUCUCUUCUCGUGCUGGUCAGUCUAGAGCUGACUAGAAAAUUUCACUUCACUCAAAGAAUGUUUCAGUUUCUUGCAAUCAGAGAAUUAUGAAUACGUUAACUUCUUCAUGAUUACAUUAUAGUUUUGCUAUGGAAAUGUUUAUGGGCCGUUGCUUCAUAUCCAUGUGGCAAUGAUUUGUCCAGAUUGCUCAAACCAGUGAUAUAUAUGGAGGUAUAUUGUAGAUGGUAAGCUUGUUUUCCCUGAAUAAAGUUCCUGGUACUAUGUUUAAGGUGCCGGAUGUUGCGAGCAUUUUGCAUUUGUUUUGAACAAUUGCAUGUAUUAUUUUAUUUAAUUUUGUUUAAACACA
Messenger RNA from Andrographis paniculata, 898 nucleotides. RefSeq names its product V-type proton ATPase 16 kDa proteolipid subunit-like. The coding region runs from base 90 to 587 and encodes 165 amino acids. Gene Ontology annotation, molecular function: proton-transporting ATPase activity, rotational mechanism. The record is from RefSeq and is a predicted model, not a curated record. The transcript has 3 exons. Gene Ontology annotation, cellular component: proton-transporting V-type ATPase, V0 domain. NCBI's taxonomy places the organism in Eukaryota, Viridiplantae, Streptophyta, Magnoliopsida, Lamiales, Acanthaceae. Gene Ontology annotation, biological process: proton transmembrane transport.